Molecule: messenger RNA, 1968 nt
Organism: Capronia epimyces CBS 606.96
Lineage: Eukaryota; Fungi; Ascomycota; Eurotiomycetes; Chaetothyriales; Herpotrichiellaceae
Exons: 1
Coding region: 1-1968 (655 amino acids)
Biological process (GO): exocytosis
Cellular component (GO): cell tip; Golgi to plasma membrane transport vesicle
Molecular function (GO): guanyl-nucleotide exchange factor activity
Source: RefSeq, a predicted model, not a curated record
AUGGCAACCGUCGAUGCCUCUCCGCCGAAAGGUCAAAAUGGCUCUCCAGAGACGUCCUUUCGGACGAUAGCCGAUCCUCGAAACGCAAGCACCACCGACCUGUCCAGAUCCGACUCCGAGUCUUCCAGACAUCCCGAUCUCAACAGCGAAGUUGCCGCCUUGAGCGACAAGCUCAUUAGUGCCAUCAACCACCAGACCACUCUCGAUGACACGCUGGCACAAACGAGGCAGGAACUAGAAGCGUCCAAGGCAAGGGUCGCAAAACUGGAAGCAGAGGCGAGGGAAUAUGAAGAGAAGGUUGCACGUGGGGAUCUGCUCGCAAAGGAGAGUGUUGAAGAACAAACCAACAAGCUUUGGGCCGAGCUCGAGGAGGAACGGAGGCAAAAGGUACAGAUCCAACAAGAAAAGCGCGGGAUCGAGUCGGAACUGGAAACCCUCACCGCGUCUUUGUUCGAUGAGGCCAAUAAGAUGGUGGCGACUGCCAAUCGAGAUCGUGAUGCCACAGAGAAGAAGAAUCAGCAGCUCCGAGACCAAAUCAAAGAUGGAGAGGCGGUGAUUGCGUCUCAGACUGAGCAGCUGACCGAACUCAAGGAACUCAUGCAGCAGAUCGGGCCAAGUUCAGAUUAUCGAAGGGAGCUUGACUCACCCCGGGUAUCACUGGCACCUUCGAGUCCGGGGGUUGCAAGGGAAGACAACAACCUCGUCCGUCUUCUCGAAGCCAUGAAUCUAUCGCCCAUCUACCCCGAGCAUGGCGAAAUCACUCCCAGCCCUUCGACUCAGCUCACUCAUCUAAUCAGACCUGUCUGCCGGACAGACAUCCCUGCCUAUGAGGAUUUUAGAACUCUUGUCCACACUUCACACUUCCGCUCGCACAAUCCCUCUCACGCCCCAUCACGAGCGGGGUCUGGCUCGUACGGAGGUCUCAACAUGAUGGGACUCGGUUCGCUGAACAACAAUUCGAAUCCGAAUCUCUCGCAAAUCUCUCAACCCGCGACCUCGAAAUUAGCCAAUUCACCGAAUUUGCCCGGGUCAUUCAGUCCCAACCCCGAUAGCAAGGGCCCUGUACCACUUAAAGAUACUCGCUUCUACAAGCGGAUCUUGGUCGAGGACAUCGAACCGACAUUGCGCCUCGAUCUCUCCCCAACCCUUUCAUGGUUGAAUCGCCGCAGUAUCCUGUCGGCACUUGGUGAAUCGACACUCAUUGUCGAACCUAUCCCUGAAGCCUCUUUUAAACUGUACGGAAAAUACACUCCUUGUGCACUGUGUGGGGAAAACAGAAAGGAAGGGGAAAACCCGCGCACGCACGCGAUGAGGGUACGUGAAGGAGAAGGUGCAACGAAGUGGUCGAUCUGCACCCUGUGUCUGGAAAAGGUACGUGGGGUGGGUGACUUGGUGGCUUAUGUGCGCAUGGUCCGAGAAGGGGUUGUGAAAGUCGGAGACAGGAAGGAUGAAGAAGACGCCUGGGAAGAGUUGGUCCGGUUAAGGGAACGGUUGUUCUGGGCCAGGAUGGCGGGUGGUGUGGUCCCCGCAUUCCUGCCAACGCCUAAGCAGACACCAGUCGAGGAUGGGAAGAUGGAGGUUGUGGCGGAUGCGAGUGGCGAGAUGGGGAAGGACGACAGUGCUCCCCAUGCGGAAGCCAGCACGCCGCCACAGCAUGCUGUGGAUCAGUCUCAGGAUUCGACUCCCGAUGCAGAACAUGCCGAGUCCGAGACUGCCUCUGAGCAGGCGGCGCAACUUCAACUCCAGCAAGCUCUGGAUGAAAGUCUGACCACAUUCGACAACUUCAAAGAGAAGAGGAUAAGCGGCCACGGCAAUCCUCGGAGCUCGAGCACGCCGCCGACGACGCCGCCUCGUCAGCCGCCUGUCAAACGGCAAUCAUCCGGCGGAGGCGGCCUUAGCUUCCCGAGAAUCAAUAUUCCUAGGCUUCCGACGGCCUUUUGGGAAGGCCAGGUCAAUACACUGCACUAG